This is a messenger RNA of Helianthus annuus (common sunflower), 2829 nucleotides long. RefSeq lists its product as uncharacterized. The transcript has 13 exons. The record is from RefSeq and is a predicted model, not a curated record. Bases 1 to 2829 code for a protein of 942 amino acids. NCBI's taxonomy places the organism in Eukaryota, Viridiplantae, Streptophyta, Magnoliopsida, Asterales, Asteraceae.
AUGUCAGAGAUACUGCCAAGACUUCCUGCAAAAUGUGUAGGUCGUGCAAAGAAGUUUUGGCUUGCUGGUGAUAUUGUCAUAAUUCGAUUUGAUGUGAAUACAGAGACGUUUUCAGAAAUAGGGUUUCCAUAUGUUGGCAAUGGUGAAACAUGCCAGGGGAACUUGGUUAAUAUGAAUAACAAACUUCACGUGUUUGUUAGUCAUGGGUUUAUAGAUAUGGCUGUGGAUCUAUGGCGUUAUGAAGAUUGGGGUGAGGUUUAUGAAAUCGAUUUGAACAAGAAGACAUGUGACCUUUUCAUACCAAGCGAUUGGAAUCAUGCUAUACGGACAGCAAUGUAUGUGGAAACUAUUGUGCCGAUAAAAGCGACGAGGUAUAAUGACCGUUUAUAUUUAUUCGAUGGAGCUGAAUUCAUGGAGUACUGUACGCUUCCUAAAACACCGCCCGUACCACCAUUAUACCUACCUUUGGUCCCAGCAACUUUGUGUGGUGGUGGUUUAUAUUUUGUCAUUACCCAAUGCCAUGGUCGUUCAGAUGGAUUGACGGUUAUUCGUUUUGAUGUGAAUUCAAAGUCGUUUUCUGAAUUAUGUUUCCCCAAUGUAUAUGACGAUGAAGUUAGUGGAAGUUUAGUUAACAUAAACGAGGAGCUUCAUAUGUAUGUUUGUAUCGGAAACUAUGACUAUAGACGAGAAAUUAUAUAUGUAUCAGAAGGUGUUGAUAUGAGUGCACCUAUAUCAACUGAUUCCGAAUCAAUUUCUUCAGUCCCUUCGCAUGAAAUGUCAGCAUCUACACAUGUUGAAUGUCGUAAAGGCCGUGGUCGUAUGGGCCGUCCUCGAUUGCGGGAGCGACUUCCUGUUUUGACGCCUGAUGUUGCAUCCUCACAACGGUGUUCUUACGUUGGUAGUUCUAGUAGAAAUGUGGUACGCUAUAUGCGUAUGCCAAAUGAAAAUGUGCAACCUUCUCCGAUCACUUCAAUUUCGGAUUCAUUUGCGGUUAUACGUACCACUCAGGAAAAUAUAUCUUCUAAUGCAACGACUGAAGUUGGGCGUAGACGGACGGGCCAAAUGGGUCGUCCUCGAUUACGUGAUCGCCCUUCUGAUUUAACAUGUGAGGCUACAAGUACUCAAAGACAUUGCAAUGUUGAUCGUAUCAACAGAGGCGUUGUGCAUUAUACCAGUAGAACAAAUGGAGCUGUGCAAUCUUCAUUAGGUUCAACGGUUUCACAAACAUCUGGAUGUCUACAUUCGAAUCAGGUGGAAGGUUUGCUUACACUUUACUUACCUUUUUUAGGGCGAUGUCCAUCGUAUUAUGAUAUCGGUGAUGCAAACCAUAGUUGUGUUCAUUGUGGAGCUAUGCUUUGUGAAGGAAAGGUUUGCUUGCCAUUUCUUCGACAUCCUCCUCAAACAUUGGGUCGUCUUCUUGAUUACAAUGGGGAAUCACGAUCUCGAGUGUUUAGAGAAAACAUAAAGCUUUUAAAUGCGAUGUUUGCAUUUACCUCAACCUGUGGGAGAAUAUCUACGGAUUUAAAUGAUGGUCGUGGGCCUUAUACAUUCCGUUUGAAUGGCCACAACCAUCAUAAUAUUGGAUCAUUGUUGCCUAUGCAUCCUGAUGGACGCCCUAGAUUUGCUCAAUUGUACGUUUAUGACACGGAAAAUGAGACUGAUAAUCGCUUUUAUGCUUUGCGAAAUUGUGUGUCACCAACGUCUGAUCAAGUCAUCCUACGCACAUUAGUGAAUGACUUCCUGUUGAUGCUUGAUGCGAACAAUGCAUUGGUGCAGGCAUUUAGGAUGGCACGUGAAAGGUUUAAUGACAACUCAAUGCAACGUCUUACGCUUCGCUUGCUUGGUACACGAAAUAGAAGAGAAGGACAAUAUUCUUUGCCUACUGUUCCUGAAGUGGCUGCAUUGAUUCCAGGUGACGGAAAUCCUGCGGACUCACGUGAUAUUAUUAUUGAAGAACGUGGUAGUCGUAGUGCAAAGCGUAUAUCUGAAUUGCACCCAAGUUUUAUGGCGUUGCAGCAAUCGGUUUCAUUACGAGAAUAUUAUUCUUACCGUUUACAACUUAGGAGGAAUGAAGCUAUCCUUGAACAUGAGAUGAAUUGGUUUAAACAAAACCAAAACACUAUUCGUUCGGAUUUGUAUAAUGGUUUAUAUGAUCGUAUCGCUGAUGGUGAAACAAGUUGUGAAGCAGUUGGUCGACGUGUUAUCCUGCCAGCAACAUUUGCCGGUGGGCCAAGAUAUAUGAUUCAACAGUAUCAGGAUGCAAUGGCUAUUUGUCGUUGGGCCGGGGCUCCGGACCUUUUUAUUACUAUGACAUGCAAUUCAAAAUGGCCGGAAAUUACCCGACAUAUUCAAGCAACAACCCCUGGUAUGAGUGCAUCCGACCGCCCGGACAUUGUUGCCCGUGUUUUCAAAAUUAAACUUGAUGAACUUAUCAAAGACAUAAGGAAAAGGAAUAUUUUUGGACACACGAAAGCAGUUAUCUAUACAAUCGAGUUUCAGAAACGAGGACUUCCACACUCUCAUAUUCUGCUUUUUUUACAACCUGAAGAUAAGAUUAAUACGGUUGACAAUAUCGAUAAAUAUAUAUCUGCUGAGCUUCCUUCGGAGGUGGAAGACCCUAUAGCUUUUGGUAUUGUUCGUACGCAAAUGAUGCAUGGUCCAUGUGGUUUGCUCAACCCUUCAAGUCCUUGUAUGCAUAACGAUGUAUGUAGUAAAGGGUACCCAAAGAAUUAUUGUGAGGAAACAUUCAUCCGAAAUGAUGGUUGGUUGUGUUAUAAGAGGCCCAAUAAUUCAAGAGUUGUUAAAGUUGGUUCUCAAGAUAUUAAGUGA